CUUGAUUCGGAAUUCAUUCAAAAAUGUGAAAGCAUUUAGAAUUGUUUAAAAAAAACUACUUAAAGAAAUUCUACAAAAAUCUUGUUGAAAACUACAGAACAGUAUAAUGCACAAUUUCUUAACAGAUGAGAGGACCAACAUGCAAGAAAACUUAAAGACACUUUCUGCAGUUUGAAGAUUGACCAGGUAGCGUGCUGAAGUCACUUCAUCUUCUUGAAUGUCAGAAAGCCCAGUUCAAUUCGAAGGGACAGCCGAAAGGAAGAAGUGGAAUAUGGAUUACUUGGGAAUCGCUUAUGCAGUCAUCGUCGUAUCUGGUGGUGCCUUCGGGUAUGCCAAGUCAAAAAGUGUUCCGUCAUUGGCAGCCGGAUUACUUUUUGGGACGGCUAUUGCAUACGGAGCGUACCAGGUGUCUAGAAACCAUUACCACACACCUUCUCUAAUCGCUUCGUCAUCACUCGGAGCACUUAUGGGAUAUAAGUUUGCUUCAUCUGGAAAAAUCAUGCCUGCAGGACUCUUGACGGGCAUUAGUGUCGCCAUGACUGUCAGAUAUGGUAUCAUGGCCAUGAUGAAUAAGCCUAUGAAAAAUUGAGUUAUACGAUGGGAAUAUAUGUUAUUUUAUGUUUUUAGUUUAAUAUAUUAAAAAAUCAUCACUAUCUCUAUUUUUUAUGUACCAUGUAUCAUUUAGCAUUAAAUAUGCAAUAUAUAUUGCAUUUCAGGAAUGUA
Messenger RNA from Cimex lectularius (bed bug), 723 nucleotides. RefSeq names its product transmembrane protein 14C. Bases 218 to 589 code for a protein of 123 amino acids. Lineage: Eukaryota; Metazoa; Arthropoda; Insecta; Hemiptera; Cimicidae. The record is from RefSeq and is a predicted model, not a curated record. Gene Ontology annotation, biological process: regulation of heme biosynthetic process. Gene Ontology annotation, cellular component: mitochondrial membrane. The transcript is spliced from 5 exons.